Messenger RNA from Sordaria macrospora k-hell, 1290 nucleotides. RefSeq lists its product as uncharacterized. Lineage: Eukaryota; Fungi; Ascomycota; Sordariomycetes; Sordariales; Sordariaceae. Gene Ontology annotation, molecular function: 2-oxoglutarate-dependent dioxygenase activity. The record is from RefSeq and is a predicted model, not a curated record.
AUGUUUCUUGGAGGAAAGCCACUCCCCAGUUCAAGGCCAACACGGCUGUUUGAGUCACGGUCGGCGAGGCACCUUUGGCAACCGGCCUUCAUCUUCACCAACCAUCGUCAUGCCAGGAGGGGUCUCAAAACAGUCGUAGAGGCGGUUGCGCCAGUUAGCAUAGAGGACUUUAGAAGAGAUGCAUUUCAUGCUCAAAAGCCUCUUCUCAUACGACCAAGCUCGAUACUCUUUACUGACCAGCAAAAUGAUACCGCCGAUACCGAAACCAGCACUUCUUCGACGUCGCCAACUUUACCCGCCCUAACUAAAUGGUUCACCACCUCUUCGACCUCGGGAAAGGCCUCCUUAACUCCUUACCUGGACAACUUCCGGUCUACCAUUCUCCCCUAUGAACUCUCCAACCCAAACUCAGCCCAGGUCUUGGAUUUCAUAUCCUGGCUUGAGUCCUCCUCAACAGCGACAUCCAGCGACUUAAACCCCGACUCCUACUCCGACUCAGACUCCCAAUCCCGUCUUGUCCUAGCCCACCUCCUAAAAACCUACAUCUCCCACCACCCCUCUUCCCCAUCACCAGAGUCCGAGUUCCUAAUCCUGGAUCUCCCCCUGCACCUCAUCCUCCUCGCCCACCAAUACAACUCCUCCCUCUCCUCCCCCUCUCCCCCUUUCAACUCCACCGCACCUUCCCAUGAUCGUAAACCCCUAACAAACCUCUACAUAGCCCAAGCCCCUCUCUCCCACAUCCCUUCUCCCCUGCAAUCCGACCUCCCCACCCCUCUUCUGGUGUCCCACGCCGGCAAAGGCGACAUCUACUCCUCCAGCAUCUGGCUCGGUUUACAGCCGACCUACACGCCGUGGCAUCGAGACCCGAACCCGAACCUAUUCUGCCAGCUAUGCGGGACGAAGACGCUUCGGCUGAUGCCGCCCAAGAGGGGCGAGGCGCUGUUUCGGGGGGUCAUGGCUUCGUUGCUGGCGGCUGGGAACCCGAGGAUGAGGGGGGAUGAGAUGAUGAAGGGUGAGCAGAGGAGGGUUUUGGAGAGGGCUGUUUGGGGUGGUACUGGAAGAACUGGAAGAACUGGUCCUGGCGGUCCUGACGGCGGGACGAAGGGACAGGGCCAGGAGCAGGAGCAGCAAGGGCUGGGGCAGGGUUAUGCUGAUGAGAUGAUGUACGAGGUGACGGUGCGGGCGGGGGACAUGUUGUUUAUGCCGCUUGGGUGGUGGCAUAGUGUUAAAAGCGAGGAGGGCGGCGAGGAAGGGGGGAUUAAUGGGAGUGUGAAUUGGUGGUUUCGGUAG